Molecule: messenger RNA, 453 nt
Organism: Candidozyma auris
Lineage: Eukaryota; Fungi; Ascomycota; Pichiomycetes; Serinales; Metschnikowiaceae
Product: 3-ketoacyl-CoA thiolase A
Exons: 1
Coding region: 1-453 (150 amino acids)
Biological process (GO): fatty acid beta-oxidation; phenylacetate catabolic process
Cellular component (GO): peroxisome
Molecular function (GO): acetyl-CoA C-acyltransferase activity
Source: RefSeq, a predicted model, not a curated record
AUGAGAAGAUCGGUGGCCGAGGCCAAGGGCUACCCUAUUCAGGGUAAGUUCGUGCUCUGCUCUGCUGUUGGUGUUCCACCAGAGAUCAUGGGUAUUGGUCCAGCCGUGGCCAUCCCAACCGUGUUGAAGAAGGCCGGUUUGACCGUGAACGACGUUGACGUUUUCGAGAUCAACGAGGCUUUCGCUGCCCAGUGCUUGUACUCUGCCGAGACAUGCAAUGUGCCAGCAGAAAAAUUGAACCUUAACGGUGGUGCCAUUGCCCUUGGCCACCCAUUGGGCUGCACUGGUGCCAGACAGUAUGCCACCAUCUUGCCAUUGUUGAAGCCUGGCCAGAUUGGUUUGACUUCCAUGUGUAUCGGUACCGGUAUGGGUGCCGCCUCUCUUCUUGUUAGAGUAAGUAUAUAUUUAUUACGGAAGCCACGCAAAUUGAUGAAAAUGUUACCACGAUGUUGA